AUGAAACCAUCAUCUUCUUCAUCAUUGUCCACGUCAACAUCCGUUACUGCAAGUACCUCCCAGAGGCGAUUGAUUUCCUGUUCAAAUAGUGAACGUGAAACACCCGCAAUUAUACCUUUGGAUUAUAAUUAUCAUAUUAUGGCUCCUUCUUCUCAUCAACUCACUUAUAAUGCUCGGUCAGCCGGCCUCCAUCCUCCGCAUGAGCCUGAAGUAGAUGUUGACAUAGAGGUAGAUUAUCCGUAUAGCAGUUUAUUCGGCGAUCCUAUACCACCGCCGCCGCCUGAUGAUUAUUUUGGUGCUGCUCUUCAGACUCCUCCGUUUUUACGUUGCACUUCUUUAGAUUUUAGUUCAGAAGAGGAUCAUUUACUUAAUCAACCUGUUAUGAAGGACCAUCCACCGUCACGUUUAUUUUCACAAGUUCCUUAUACCUCAGCUUUAGAUCGCAAAUUUUCAUCAUCUCUACAACAAACCGCCAUACCGCGUUUAAAACCACCAGAUAUACAUAUUUUACCGAACACUAGCUCCGGUGGUGGCUCCAGUUCCGAAAAACAGCAGUCUCCGAAUCUUACUUUAUCCACAUCUUACGAUAACACCUUAAAACCCUCUUCCUUUGAUAUAAAUGAAAAUAUGAAAACAUCAAAAGGACAUACUGAAGGUAGCCGUCGAGUUUCGAAUAUAUCUGCAGAUUUUCAGGCCCACGUGGGAGGUUUAAGCAGCUGUCAGAAGCCUUCUAAAAUUCCUAUGCCACGACAGUUUUCUCAGGAUUCUUUCUCAAGUGGUGAGUGGUUUCGUUCUUCCACUUUGGAUUAUCCGGAAUUUUGCAAAAUGCCUAAAUUGCGGCCAAGUUCUAAAAACGUUAUGUCCAUUAAAUGCGCUGAAAUGCCUACGGACUCUCCAGUAGCGGCCAUGAUUAAUGAUUCCAAUGGUUCUAGUAGCGAGCGUGAAGAACGUCUCAUGCAAGAUACUCAGGUAUUGGAGGCACCGUCUGCUUAUUUAGAAGACCUACAGAUUAAGGAUAAAACUAGAAGCCUAUCCUCCUUGAAUGAAGCUAUAGUCUUAUCGCCUAGAGAAUAUAUCAAACAAAGGCGGAAAAGUGUAAUACCUCAAGUAGAGGCAGAAAGAUCAAGUGUCUCCUCACCUGUAAGAGAAUCAGCACCAUCCUUACUGCCAAAACCUCUAGAUAUACCCGAAACAAUAGAUGAAACGCAAAGUUUUAAACAUGAAAACUCACCUGUGAUUUUAAAAGACUCUAUAACAACGGGGGGAGACUUCAGGAUUGAACAAGGUCGAUUUCAUAAGAAACCUUCGUUCACUAUUUUGAGUGAAAAAUCUCCUCAAUCUUCUAGAGCCCAAAGUCCACAAUUGCAAAAAGGUCGCAUUGAAUCAACACCUUUAAAUAAACGUUAUUUACAACAAAAGUCGUUGUCAUCUCAUACUAUAAAGUUUCCACAACUCACUCAUAUAGAUGAUUCCUCACGACCUUCGGUACAAUUUAAUAUGACCGGGAAGUAUAAUGCAAGCAAAUUGCCAACGCAGAAAGGUAUACUGCAAUAUCGCGAAUCCUUAACUACCUCUUCACAAGAUACACUGCCACCUCAGCUGUUGAAACGACGUAACUCAUCACUGCCUUCAAUAGUGGAUGAAACGAAAGUGGAUCGAGAGGAAAUGAAAAGCUGUGAAACUCUCCCACUUAUUACGGAUCCAUAUCGAUCGUCUAUCCCUCGCAUUAGUCGUUCAGAUUUAUAUUUAAGACCUGAAACAGCAGUAAUUCCUCCAGGAGCCUUACCGCGCCCCUUAAAACAUAAUCCUAAUCCUACGCGUAAGCAAAAGGGUUUGUUGAAAGUUUUCAAUAAUCAAGAAAGUCUUUCCAAAAUUCCUUUACGUUCAAAUUGGGAAAGUAUAGACGAUAUGUGGAUAGAACGUAGACAAAAGCCUACACUUGCGCCCUUACCUAGUAAAACUAGGCGCAGAUCUAGUUCAACAUCUCCAUCUAGAAGAAGCUCUACUGUGACAACUUCUGAUCGCAGAAGUUCAAACUUGAGUACGGUUACCACAUCGGAUUUCAGUUUUCGACGGCCUUCUCUAGUUAAUAACAAUAAAACCAUGCAAUCUUCUCAACUACAAAGGAGAAAAUCAGUUUUCCAAAUACCUAGUCCCGCGUUUAAAAGCAAAAGUUCUUUAGCUGGUGCUGCAUCAAAAAGCACAGCAAAGGGUAGAACCGCACGUGUAGCUAAACCGACAACAUUGUCGCCUAUAUUAGGUACACCAAAUAAGGACAGCGGAAGCAUUUCACCCAGCCGAGCCAGAGCGCAACGGGCAGACAGUAUUGACGCUGGCUCAGAUUCUACUUCCCGAAGAGACUCAUUAUCAAAGAUCCCCGUUCCUAAUCAAGUGACUUCUAGAUCAAAUUCCCGAAUGAGUUCACAACCAAGUUCACGAGUAGUUUCCCGAUCUAGUUCACCUUUGAAAGAAAUUUCUAUCCCGUUGUCAUUAUCUGGUCGCUUAUCACGAGCAAGUGAGCGAACGUUAUCUCAAACCGGGUCGAAAACAGUCUCUCGAGUUGGAUCGAGAACCACAUCUCGUGCCAAUUCAAGAACUCCGUCUCGUUCAACAUCGCGGGCUUCCACGCGGCCUCUAUCUUUACCAGGCUCUAGACCUUUAUCGCGUAUGGAGCAAGCUAAAGAGAUUGCCAAUUCGCGUUCAAAUUCUCGUCUAAGUUUGACUUCGAUAAGACGAGGUGGUAGUGUAUCGCCUAAUGUUGGUCGAAAAGCUCCUGUGCAAACGGUUCGAAAACGAAGGAUUUCCGUCUCUCUUAGCCCGAAACUAGGUAGACGAUUAGCCGCUAGGAGGACAUCUAUUAGUCCUACUACAAAGCGAACAAAGGUUUAUAAACGUAGCAGAAGUAAAUCACGCUCUCGAGAGGAGAGAAAGACUUCUCAGUCGCGUAUACCAAUUAGCAAAAAAUUGAGUCGAAGUAAAUCACCACCGAAAACCAAGGCUGCCUUAGAUACGGGGCUAAGAAGAAUAUCUUCUUUGAGAUUAAAUUCGACAAAGUCUAGUAAGCCACAUGCUAUUAAUAAAAAGACGCCCAAUUCUCAGCGCAAGUUAACAUCAGACGUAAAACGCGUCACUUCUGUAGAGGGGAAAAAAAAACUUUUAAAUCUCUCUAAGAAGGAGUCUACAAAUUUGAAGAAGUCUUCAACCAGUGGAAAUAGGCUUGAAAAGGAAAAAUCUUCUUUACGAAAAAAGGUACAUCUUAAAAAUGGUGGAGGAAAACUUACAAACGCAAAGACACCCAUUGUUAAAGAGGCUUCCGCGACGACGAAGCAAGCAAUAUUGGCAGAGACAAAAGGUAAAACGGAAAGUAUUUCUGCCUUGGCUGGGACCACCAUAAUCACAGCAAGUGAUGGAGAAAAAAUAAAAAGUAGAGGGGCAGCUUCAACCGUGGGUUUGACUGCGGCAGCUAUAGCUAGCCUUAAACGUCAGCCUUCGGCAGCUUCUCUAAUACGCGUAAGUUCAAGACUUAGUAUGCUUAACAAGAAACGUUCUGACGGCAACCCAAGCAAACAGGUGGUUACAGAUUCCCAUGGUACGGAGAUAGUAGAUCAUAAUUCUAGUACAGAAGAUGGUCGAGGUAAGCCUUUGCAAAAACUUUUAGACCAGCAGCACUUAGCUGGCUUGGAAGGAACGGCGACCAUACCAGCUGCCAUUUUAGAAAAAUCUCAAAAGACACUAGAAAGCGUGCAGAAAACAGUAACUGUGGCUACAGAUGAAAUACAUAAAACAAUUAACGAAAAUCUUACAAAUCUUAAGAGCUUAGAACAAGACAUGGGUAUAACGUCUAACGGAAUGAUUUCGCCCACUUCUAGCGUUACUACGGUCGUGGAAAACAAACCGACUCAAGCCGGGACAGGAGGAAUGUCUGUAUCCAGGCAAGGAACAGCGGAGAAAUUGGAUACUGAAGGCAUGCUAUCACUACCAAAUCAGACCUCGCCGACUCCGCCUUCGCAACCUAUUGAAGCUGCUGUAUCCAUUUUAAACGGUGAUACAAAAGAACCUACGCACUCGGCUUUAAGUAAUGGAUCUUUGGUUGAUCAUGGAGCCGCAGCGGCAAGGACCGCAAUAGCAGCUAAUGAUAGGACUUAUCAAGGCCUUGUUGAAGCCAAAGGUGAUAGUGCAACAUCUACUGUAGAAGUGGGACAAAUGGCUAUCGAGGACAAAUCAUUUAGCACGGGUCCAAAGAAUUUCGAAAACGAUGUUAAGCGAAGAUCACCAGAUGGUCAAGGAGGCUCACAAGCAGGCAGUGGAGCAAGUCAAGAAUAUUUAGAAAAUAAAAGCGCAUCCGAUCCCAUUGUUGAUGACGUCGAAUCGCAAAAAGGUUGUUGUCGUUGCUGUUCGCGAAUUUGCAUGCCAUGUCGUCGAUCACACUGCUCACGCUGUUGCCGACGGGACCAAAAGGCAUCUUCAACACCUACUGCAGAUGAGGGCGACCAACAACCGGUUUUAUCGGCCACUAGUAGUGCCACUACUACGAAUUUGGAAGUAAUUAAUGAGAAAUCUAGAAAUAUAGAGACGAACAAAAAAACAAGCUGUUGGCAAAAAUUGAAUUGUUGCAGAAGUUGUCAGAAACAAUCGCCAGAUAUGUUCGAUAGUAGCCAAAGGCCCGCACCUACAAUGGUCCCACCCAAGCAAAGUAAAUGCGGUUUGUGUUUAAGCAAAAUAUUCUGUUGUCGUUCGGUGAACAAAAUCGAUCCGACAACCGGUGACGAAACUGUAGUAAAAAAAUGUUGUUUUUGUAUACCAUGUCGUAAGAAACGUGAAACGAGUAAUUUGCGAGGCAGUUCGUUAAGCGGAGUAGCGUGGCAGGAUCCCGAAAUAGGUGGAGUAUCUGCACAACCAGCCGAAUUAGAUGCGCAAGAAGGAUUGGAACAAAAGGAGGGCUGCUGUAAACGGUUUUGCAAUUUUCUGUUAUGUUGUCGGAAAAGCAAAGUAGCGGCUGGAGAAGGACGCAGGGCCAGUAUUAAGCAACCCCCAGUAGAGGAUACACGUAAUCGUUUACAUGUGGAUUUGGUAGAAUAUAAUUCCAAAAUGAAAGGCGCUAUACCGAUAUUACCUUUAUAUUUAGCUUGGUUUUGUGCUAUAUGCAAUGUUUUAAUACCGGGAUUGGGUACUCUGCUGAGCGGUUUCUUUUGCAUUUGUGUGGGUAUACCGCGAUUUUCGCAAUUCGAUAGCGCCAAGGCUCGUGUGGGAUCACUGAUUAUCAAUAUUAUUGUAGCGACUGCGCAAUUGUUUUGCGUUCUCUUUUGUUUUGUGGGCUGGGGCUGGUCCAUAUGGUGGGCUUCGAUUAUGUUAAAAGUUGCAAAAAAACUUAAUAAGAUACGUAAAGUUGAACGCAUGGAAAUGGAAGAAGAAAAACGUCAAGCUGAAGCAGCAGCAGCAGCCGCAGCAACAGCCGCUGCAACGAAAGCUGCUAACCCGACGGAAACAGAAGCGAGUAAAGCUUAAAUGGUAAAAUAAUCUAAGCAAAUUUGUCCACUUCCGAAUAAAGAAGAAGCCUUCCGUCAGAAUGUGCAUACAUACAUACAUAUAUAUAUAUAUAUAUAUAUAUAUAUAUAUAUCAGAAU
Molecule: messenger RNA, 5624 nt
Organism: Glossina fuscipes
Lineage: Eukaryota; Metazoa; Arthropoda; Insecta; Diptera; Glossinidae
Gene: stum
Product: protein stum
Exons: 10
Coding region: 1-5505 (1834 amino acids)
Biological process (GO): taxis; proprioception; sensory perception of mechanical stimulus
Cellular component (GO): sensory dendrite
Source: RefSeq, a predicted model, not a curated record